This is a messenger RNA of Procambarus clarkii (red swamp crayfish), 5422 nucleotides long. Its product is annotated as protein phosphatase 1 regulatory subunit 21. The record is from RefSeq and is a predicted model, not a curated record. Gene Ontology annotation, cellular component: early endosome; membrane. Lineage: Eukaryota; Metazoa; Arthropoda; Malacostraca; Decapoda; Cambaridae.
GGCGCCGAGGCGUUUUUGUUGUUGUUGUCUUGGAGGAAGUGUCAGGUGGUGGGGACUGCAGGCACCAGGUUGCUUCACCACUUAGGCACCGGGCUGCAACUCCUCUGGGGACCUGGUUGCAACACAGGGGUGAUUUGACAUCAACAUUCAUGAGGAUCUAGCUACAUCACCCUUGAGAACCUGACUACAUUACCUUUGAGAACCUGGCUACAUCACCCUUGAGAACCUGGCUACAUCACCCUUGAGAACCUGGCUACAUUACCUUUGAGAACCUGGCUACAUUACCUUUGAGAACCUGGCUACAUUACCCUUGAGAACCUGGCUACAUUACCCUUGAGAACCUGGCUACGUCACCCUUGAGAACCUGGCCACAUUACCCUUGAGAACCUGGCUACGUCACCCUUGAGAACCUGGCUACAUUACCCUUGGGGGACCUGGCUACAUCACCCUUGAGAACCUGGCUACAUUACCCUUGAGGACCUGGCUACAUUCCCCUUGAGAACCUGGCUACAUUACCCUUGAGAACCUGGCUACAUCACCCUUGAGAACCUGGCUACAUCACCCUUGAGAACCUGGCUGCGUCACCCUUGAGAACCUGGCUACAUUACCCUUGGGGGACCUGGCUACAUCACCCUUGAGAACCUUGCUUUGCCAGAAAGACCGGUCUGCUUCAUUGGGAAUUUAACUGCAACACCACUGGGUACCUAAUCAUCAACAUCGCUAGAGCCUUGGCUGUAACGUAGAGGUGAACAAUUGCAUGAUCACUGGGACCUGGCAUCAACUCUGGGUUGACCAGGAUCCAUUGCUACUGAAGACCUGGUUGCAAUAUUUUUGACCUGACUGCAAUAAUGUCAGGUCAUACCUUGCAUUAUUGCCACUGGUGACUAGGCUGCAUUACUGCUGAGGCUGAAACACCAGGGUGACCCGGCACCAACACCAGGGUGACCCGGCACCAACACCAGGGUGACCCGGCACCAACACCAGGGUGACCCGGCACCAACACCAGGGUGACCCGGCACCAACACCAGGGUGACCCGGCACCAACACCAGGGUGACCCGGCACCAGCACCAGGGUGACCCGGCACCAGCACCAGGGUGACCCGGCACCAGCACCAGGGUGACCCGGCACCAGCACCAGGGUGACCCGGCACCAGCACCAGGGUGACCCGGCACCAGCACCAGGGUGACCCGGCACCAGCACCAGGGUGACCCGGCACCAGCACCAGGGUGACCCGGCACCUGCACCAGGGUGACCCGGCACCAGCACCAGGGUGACCCAGCACCAGGGUGACCCGGCACCAGCACCAGGGUGACCCGGCACCAGCACCAGGGUGACCCGGCACCAGCACCAGGGUGACCCGGCACCAGCACCAGGGUGACCCGGCACCAACACCAGGGUGACCUGGCACCAGCACCAGGGUAACCUGGCAUCAACAUCACUGGUGACUGGGCUGAGAUAACAGUGUGCCAGCAUGGAGUCUCCUGACAUGCAAGCCAAGUACCAAAAGCUGGCAUCUGAGUACUCCAAGUUACGAGCUCAGAACCAGGUGUUAAAAAAAGCUGUCGUUGAUGAGCAAGGAAAAACUGCACAUCUUAAUGAUUUGAUAAAGUCUCGAGACCAGAUGCUAAGGAAGGCAGAACAGGAAAAUGAUUCUCUUGCAUUCAGAAACCAGCAGUUGACGAAGAGACUCACACUUCUACAGGAAGAUCUUGACGAGAUUCAGUCCAAAUCCAAGAGAGGCAAAGUGAAAACCGAGAGUGUGGGUGAUGGUGCUCUUGCGGACAACACUGUCUUUACUGAGGAGCUUCAGUCCAAGAUUCAAGAGAAUGCUAGAUUACAGUCUGAACUAGCAGAAAUUGAAACGACAUAUCGUAGUCGUUUAUCAGAACUUGACACACAGUUGGAAGUCGCUAAAAGAGAAGGACAAAAAUAUAGAGAGAUGCUGGAGCUUCGAGAAAAAUCUGCAAAUGAAAUCGUGGAUCAGCUGGAAAGUGAACGAGUGCAACAAGAGGUAACUGGCCAGCAGCGGGAGGCUGAGCUACGGGCACUGAAGGAACAGAUUGGCCGGCUUCAAGAUAAACUUGCCCAAUCUGCCACCAUCAGUAAUUGUUAUCCAACACAACCAGACAACCAAGAUGCCCAGGUCUCUCCUCACCACACUGUUGGCAAGCCGGUGGCAUCCAGCAACCUGGACAUCCCAGUACAAAAUGGACGAGACAGAUCUCCCAGCUUCACUGCCAGGAGCUUGGUGGACUCGUUUGAUAAUCUGAUUCAAGAAAUGUCAAAAUCUUUUGCCAAGUUUCUGUGUAGUUACGGCACGAGAGUCAAGCUUUACGAAUAUUCUUCGGAGAUCCAAGAGAAACUAAUAGAGCAUUUAAAGUCAGCAGCUUCCUCAUGGCAUUCCUUAGCAUCAUCUUACCACCAGCUGGCAGAGAAUACCUCAGGAGAAGGUUUUGUUACCCUAGAAACCUUGAGUGGUCUUAUGCAAGUGAGUCGUCACGUUACGGCAUGUGGUGCCAGCUUGCGAAAAGUUUUGCCACUUGUGGUGCAUUGGGUGUCAGAAGGCAGCAGAGGACAAGUUGACGGAGACCGUGUAGGAGCAGCGUGGAGUGCGGCAUUCAACAGGCUGGUGUCUUCUUGGGGCUCCUUGGCUCCCUAUGUCGCAACACUUGCCAGUCAGAGCUCACCAAACUCCAAUCUACCCCCGAGUGCCCAGGGACGUGUUAUAACUAUGCUCAGUGACCGUCUUAAUAAUCUUCACGCUGCCUUAAGAGAGGCAUCCAUCACGUACCAAAGGAAGGCUGCAAAUGAAAAAGAUCUGCCGUCUUCAUCAGGAGAAGCAAAGGCUGCCAAUGAUGAGAUUGUUAGUGUUCUCACAGAACUCUCUUCCACAUCUAAUAAGAUGGCGACUAUGUUCAGAGAGCAAGUUGUUCCCUACUGGAAUAGGAGUGGGUCAACCCCAAGCACUCCUUCUUCACUGUACCCAAGCAUGCCUUACAGCCUGAAUAAAUCUCUCAGUAGCUCUGUACCCAUUCCUCAUGAUGAAAGCCAUCCAACACUUUGUGACGGCACACUAACCAGCCCUGGAGAGAGCACGAUGUUGGGAGACAGCGAAGCCUCUCUUAUGAAGCAGCUGGCUGUUGCAUCCUCUAAAUUAAGUCAGCUUGAAGCAGAGAGAGAACACUGGAGAUUGGAGCACCAGCUUCUACAGUGUAAACAUCAAAAGGAAGCAAAGCGUGUUCGGCAAUUGGAGAAUCAGCUGAAAGGAGAGUUUACGUCUAUUGAGGAAAGUGACUACUUGUACUCCAAGGACCAUUCUGCUUCAGGUGCCUCGACUACAUCAAUAGUGGGUGAGGUGUACGGUGCUGACGGGGCUUCAGAUGAGAGAGAAAAGGACAUUCGGAAUCAUUUUACAAGCCGCUGCUCUCACCUGUACAUGCAGCUCACAUCGGCAACAAGCCAAGCUGUUCUUUAUCAGAAUGAGUGCGAGUCAUUGAUGAGACGUUUGGUUGUGAGUGAAGAGAAACGAUCCAGUUGUGACCAGGAGAUUGACAACCAGAGGGAGACUGUCAAUCAGCUAAAAGAAACACUGCAGACCACAUCUCGAAACUACGAGGAACAGAUAUCUACAAUGUCUGAACAUUUAGCUGAUCUGAAUGAAAAAAUAACAGCUCAAUCCGAGUUAAUUGAACAUCUGAAAUACGAAGUCAAAAAUAAGAAAGGAAAGAAGUGAAUGAAGUGCAAAGAAAUUUGCAGUAGGAAAUUUCUUCAGAAUUUCAAGAACCAGGAGAUUGGAGAGGCAAGAUGACCACGAUACUCCAGGGACCAUUGAUAGGGUGAUCAUGCUUGUGUUUUUGAGAGCGUCAUAGAAGGACUUGAGUAAUAAGUUAUGCCAAGGUGUUUCAUCAACAAGGAUGUGCCUGAAGAGCCAAGGAAUCCUCUCGUGGGAGCCCGCUAUGUAAGCCCAAAAUACAAAGCUGAGGAAGUUCCUAGAAAGACUGAUUAAAAUGUUGGAUCUCGAUAAGGUUUUUUCAAAGAUCUGCAUCUUCAGUCAUUAGAAAACAUUUUAUUCUGGAGAGAUCACUUUUCUACGUAGUUUAAUCUUGGGGUAGGUUGUAGAGCCAGUGUGAAGUUGACCCACAAGUUAGUGAACACGUAUGGAAGACUAUUGUGUUGUUCAUAAUUGUUACUAUGCUACUGGUGCUGGGACCUUGAACUUCACAGAACAAUAAGUGUGAUUAUGGUGACUGUUACCACAAUCAGUAUGUAACUUAACCCCCCACACUAUAAUAAUUAAUCUUUACCCAGUUCUUUUGCAUACAUGUGGCUUAUGUGAUAUACUGUAGUGUGGACAGAACUGAAUCUUAGUAUUAUAUAACCAAUAAAUAAUUUAACAUGUUUAUUUUAAAGAGGUAACUACUGGUUUAAAUCACUGAAAUAAUAUAAGACAAAGGUUAGCAGACCUUUGACAAUGGCCUUAUCCCUAUGAUUAAAUAUUAAGAACUCUUACUUAUUUAUACAAUUUUUCUAACAAUUUAUUGGUGCUCCUAAUUACUGUAGCAAUAAGGUAUAUUUGAUUUGUGGCAUUUCAUAUGACAGGUCAUGCAUGAUGAUUCAAGGUGAAGUAGUGUCUCAAAUUAGAAAAAAAAUAUUCUCUUGUAACUAAAGUUCAGCAAAAUUAUAAACUUACAGCAUUCAGUUUCAGUAGGCUAUCUUACAUUUUUUGUAGACAAUUAUAAGGAGAAAGUGCUAAGAUAGUAUAACUUAUUGUUAACACAUGGAAGAGACAAGAGGAGAGGAUUAGGACAGAAGAGGCACUGGGAUAUGAGGAAGGAGUGAAGAGAAAGAUGGUGCCCAAACUCUUGGAGUGUCUAGAUCGAAAACAGACCUGCAUGAAGCAAGGUUGUCCCUGUGCGACAUGUCCAGGUGUUUGUACAUUAGAUUUUCAUAAGCUGCAUGCUCCAUACUUGGUAAUAAUUUGUUGUUACAUUAGUCAGCCUUACAAUUGGGAUUCAAUUUCAAGUAUUACGUAUUUGCGAGUUGCAUAAUUCAUUACAAAUUAAUAUAUUUGUUUGCUUUAGUUAUCCCUACAGCACUACUCACAAAGAAGUGUUGUUUUCUUUAUUAUUGGGUUAUCGUUAGCUGCGUAUACUCCACAGCGCUCCUUAAUAGUUCAUCCUCGCCUUCUCUGAAACACCAGGCAAGUCUCCAGAAUUUUAAGAUAUCCAUUGAAUAUUACAGUACAGUACUAUUUUUUUCUCUUCUACAUUAUUCAGUUUUUACCUGGUUCCUUGCAUAAUUUGUUUUCUUUAUGUUUAUUUAUGCAGAUACAUAAGUAGAUUGCAUUGAUAAGACAGAUUAUGCAUUGUUAUUUGCAUGUGAAAGUGCCAAGUAGGUUGAACAUAUAUUUUUGAGAUUAUA